AUGGAAUCCCCUGCAGCUAACCCCGAGUCCCCAAUGGACCAGGAAGACAUCCCGUACCCUUGCAAGGGCUGUGGAGAAAUUCUCGAGGAAGGAAAGGCCUUUGAAUUAGCUGGCAACAGAUGGCAUAUCGAUUGCUUCCGAUGCAACACCUGCAACACCCUGCUCGACUCGGAUGCGCAUUUGCUCCUCCUAGGCGAUGGCUCGUUGAUCUGCAGCAACUGUACAUACAGCUGCAGCUCCUGCGGAAACAAAAUCGAGGACUUGGCAAUCCUGACCGGCGACCAGGCCUUUUGCGCCAACUGUUUUAAAUGCCGGAAUUGCAAGAGGAGAAUUGAAAAUCUCCGUUACGCCAGGACCUCUCAGGGUAUUUUUUGUAUGGACUGUCACGAGUCGCUGAUGCAGCGGCGGCGCAAGAAGAAGACCGCUGCGAAGAAACUCAACUUUGACAAGUCUUUGCCUUCCCUGCCGCCCAACUUUGAAGAGGAUGGCAAUUCUGCGGAGGUUGAGACUCCGCCAUUAAGGGAGUAUUCUGCCUCCCCGGAUGUUUCCCACAGCCGUUCUGCAGAGCAACGGGUUUCGAUUUACAGUCGCGUGGAUGCGGCUUCACCUGCUCCACAGCCGGAGCAGCCGCAGAAUCAAGACAAUCUCAUUCUCCCAUCGAGCGCCUAUCGUCCCUCUUCCCACAAUCGCCACUCUACUAUAUCUACUACUAGGUCCGAGGUUGACGCUGGCGAUGAAUUCUUGAUCCCGGUCGCCUUUGACCCUACUCCCGAUGAGCGCCCAUCGCCCCAUGUAAACGUUCCGGAGGAAACAUAUGUGCCGCCCCGAGAUUACUUUGGCGACGUGAAGCCCUCCGAGGAGUCUCGCCAGGUGUCGAGCGAGCGCUCGGGGACGCCGCAGCAAUCGGCUGUCCACAUUGCCUUCCAGGAGAAGGGUCGUCAGCCGGUGUCAUCGGACUCGAGUCAAUGGCGGCAAGACCCUCCUCCUAAAACGGCCCAUGUCAAGAGCGAGAGCAAGGACAACUUCAAAUUGCAGGAGGCUCCCAAGGGCAGAAAAUCGAGUUCGACGGACAGCUUCAAGUCCGACGUCAAUGCGACCAAAGAGAGUACGUCUCUGUCAUCCACAAGCUCGCCCAGCGCUGUCGUUGCAAGUCCGCCAGAGCCAUCAAAGGUCCCCCAUAUCGCGUCUCAGAAACUCACACCCAUGCCAACUUCAACCUCGACACCACCAGAGCGCACAUCUCAUGAAUUUCGCGAACCGCCUCAGAAUGGACCUACCGAUCCGAGCAGACCUGUUGCCGCAGGCACAAUCCCAUUUCCUCCGAAACGAGGUGACUCGUUGGAACACUACGUUACAAGUCAAAUCCAGCGCAAGGGUGUUGGGUCUGCCCCGAAAGCUGCUGUUCAGAAUGAGAAAAUGGCGAAUGGAGAGGUGCCGGGUCCAGAGAAGAACGAGGAGUCACAGGCCCCAGCUGAGAUGCUGCCCCCUUUGAGUCACCCGCCAGACCGCCCCUCUGCCCAGCCUAAUAAAGAUGAGCUUACGGAUAUGACAAAGACUUUCGCGCCAGACGAACGUCGCAUUCGCAAUGAUUCCGUUGCAACUUUCCAGUCAGAGAUAUCGCGAGCGGACCUUACUGGCCCCGCCUUGCUACGCUAUAGUGGUGGUGGUGCCGAUUUUUCCAUGGACGAAGAUUUACUUAGAAUUCUAGGGUCUGAAGCUCUUAACCAGCAGGAGCCUUCCGAGUCAUUCAUGAAGCGGGUUUCAAACUCGGUGCGUCAUGGACGCAGCUUUAGUGAUAAAGGCUCGCGGCUGUCUAGAGACUCCAAGUGGCCGAAAUCACCAGCCAACGGGGGAGCAUUCCCCCCAGAAAGCCCCGGUGCAAGCUCUCCUGAGCAACGUGAGGACGUUAGCGCGCUGAAGAGCGAGCUGCGUAGAGAACGCCAACGAAUGAUUGAAAAGGACCAAAGGAUUGCCGAGCUUGAAAAAGCAUUGAAUGCCCACGCUGAUGUCAAACAAGCUGAUAGCGAACUGCGAGAGAAACGUUCAACAAUGGUGGACUUGGAUACUAGGAAAGAGGUGGUGCUGCGCGAACUGGCGUCCAUUACUGAACACCUAGAAAAGGAAAAACAUGGCGGUGCACCAAUGGAUCUGGCAAAAUUGACAAACAAUGUUGUGCGCAGUUUUGCUGAAAAACUCCAGGGCCUCAAGGAUUCCUUUGCCCCUCAGAUUGAAGGGUUUAUGCAACAACGGGCAACGCUUGCUACUGAGAUAGCAAACCUGUCCCGAAUGAAAGAAAAGAGCUUUCAGGAAUUCGAGCAACUCUCAUCCAAAAACGCCCAGCUGGCGGAACUCAACAACCAGCUCGUCCACCAGAUACAGGGAAUCUACAACGCCAAUUCAGCAGUGGAUUCAUCCCGUUCUACGAAUGGACUUGGUAUUUACUCGCAUAACAAAGACAAGUCAACUAGCUCGAUUGAUGCUAAUAGACAUGGCGACCUUGCCACUUCUGUGUCCACUAUGACCAUCCAUGAUGAAGCUGAGCCAGCCACUAUUGUACCUGGGCCUCAAGUUGUGAGCAUUCGUAAAGGCCAGCCGCGCAAGUUCAACUGGAAAAGGGGUGGCCAGACCGUUGCUAAGGGAGUUACAAAGGGUCUCAAAGGUGCAUUCUCUAGCGAAAAAGAAUUCGGACCAGAUGGAACUGUACAACAUGUCGAUGGGACUGUCCAGAUGCCGCGCUCGCAGACGCAAGAGCCAAGAUUUGGCUUUUUCGGAAACCAGAAACGACAGGCUGCAUGGAAGACUAAUCAGAAUGGAAGCUCCCAGGGUCUGUCUGAUGCCGCUGCUGGCCAGAGCGAAACUCUCUUUGGUAUCGAGUUGGAACAACGCUUGGAACAGGAAAAGAGCAUCAUUCCUGCUGUGGUCACACGUUGCAUUCAGGAGGUUGAACUUCGAGGCAUGGAUGAAGAAGGCAUCUACCGUAAAUCCGGUGCUGCAUCUGUCACCCAGAUUAUCAGAGAAGGAUUCGAGGGUGCAAACGACUACGAUAUCUCUGACCCCGAUCUUGACAUUCAUGCAGUGACAUCGGCUCUUAAGCAGUACUUCCGCAAACUGCCCACGCCGCUGAUCACUUGGGACUCGUACGAUCAAGUGCUUGAAACGAACGAGGUCACGCCGCAGCCUAGCCGGAUCGAGGCGGUGCGCGCCGCUCUCGACACGCUUCCUCGUGUGCAUCGUGACGUGCUAGAAUUUCUUGUUUUCCACCUCAAGCGUGUCGUGGAACAUGAGAAGCAGAACCUGAUGACCAGCCAGAACGUGGCGGUUGUCUUUGCCCCUACUAUCAUGUGGCCUCAAGACAUUGCUCGUGAGAUGACCGACGUGCAAAGGAAGAACGAAGCACUGAGAUUCAUUGUGGAGAACUGUCAGGAAAUCUUCAUGUAA
Molecule: messenger RNA, 3438 nt
Organism: Talaromyces rugulosus
Lineage: Eukaryota; Fungi; Ascomycota; Eurotiomycetes; Eurotiales; Trichocomaceae
Exons: 6
Coding region: 1-3438 (1145 amino acids)
Biological process (GO): signal transduction; regulation of GTPase activity
Cellular component (GO): cytoplasm
Source: RefSeq, a predicted model, not a curated record